CACAGGCAAAUUAUAAAUGACAGUGUCUUGUUGGUAAGACAAUAUUCAAACUCAUCUUUCCAUCACUCCAAAAUCUGAGUGGUCUUAUUUGAGGAACUGGGAUUUGUUUUUCCUUUUAUCUUUCAGAGGAUGAACAAUCAAUACAUCCGCCGAGAGGUCUUCUGCUGUGAAACUUGUCACGAGCUCAAAAGCUUCUGGGAAAAAGAAAUUAGCAAACAGACUUGUUAUCGAGAGCUGGAAGAAGAUCGUCGGGGAAGAAGUGCUCUGAGAAAGCUCAGAGAAGAAUGGAAGCAGAGGCUGGAGAAAAGGCUGAGGAUGCUGGACAACCCUGAUGAUGAAGAAAAACAGGAAAACACAGUCAGCUGA
This is a messenger RNA of Trichechus manatus latirostris (Florida manatee), 366 nucleotides long. It is a transcript of the gene FAM240B, whose product is annotated as family with sequence similarity 240 member B. The transcript is spliced from 2 exons. Lineage: Eukaryota; Metazoa; Chordata; Mammalia; Sirenia; Trichechidae. Bases 130 to 366 code for a protein of 78 amino acids. The record is from RefSeq and is a predicted model, not a curated record.